This is a messenger RNA of Lodderomyces orthopsilosis Co 90-125, 528 nucleotides long. RefSeq names its product Cho1 phosphatidylserine synthase. The record is from RefSeq and is a predicted model, not a curated record. NCBI's taxonomy places the organism in Eukaryota, Fungi, Ascomycota, Pichiomycetes, Serinales, Debaryomycetaceae. The transcript has a single exon. The coding region runs from base 1 to 528 and encodes 175 amino acids.
AUGGUUAGCGAAAUCUUUGAUACUUCGAAUUCGAUUCAAUUAGUAUUAUCAGGAAUAGACCAUUUUAUGUCAUAUUUUGUUCAAAACCAAUCGGACAUAGAGUAUCAUAACCUUGUUGAGUUUAGAGUUCAUCCGGUGGAUUUUCUUGCCGGUAUUGAAAACUUGCCUCUAUUAAAACAUAGAAACUUACGAUCUCUCAUUUUAUUGGCCGAUCUGGCAGAGAACCGAGAUGUACAAAGUAUUUGCAGCUUACUUGUCAACUAUCCGGAUGCCAGCUCUAAUUGGUGGAGCAAUGGCAGAAAGUAUUGCAUGUUUUUGACGGAUUAUGAUUACAUAUUGAAUUCCAACCUGCCCCCCGGAGUCAUUGAUUUUCAUCGGAGAAAACAUAUCAUAUUCCUGGAGGACGGGCAAGAUUGCUUUGUAACACAAUCGAAGGAUAUUGUUCAAGACGAAGACAAAGGUAGAAGAAUGGAGGUGGAGCUUAAAAGAUUUUACUCGCAUCUUGAACUUGAAAAUAAUCUUGGGUAG